Diaporthe batatas is the source of this 3105-nucleotide messenger RNA. Its product is annotated as chaperonin-containing T-complex subunit CCT3. The coding region runs from base 221 to 1837 and encodes 538 amino acids. The record is from RefSeq and is a predicted model, not a curated record. Gene Ontology annotation, cellular component: chaperonin-containing T-complex. The transcript is spliced from 6 exons. Lineage: Eukaryota; Fungi; Ascomycota; Sordariomycetes; Diaporthales; Diaporthaceae. Gene Ontology annotation, biological process: protein folding. Gene Ontology annotation, molecular function: ATP binding; ATP hydrolysis activity; ATP-dependent protein folding chaperone.
UGCCCCCCUGCUUACCUAACCCAGAGCCCCAGCUAUCGCCUAUCGGCCAGCUGCCCCCAAGGAGCUUUUUUCGAGGGGUCCGGAGCCUUGGAAGUAAACAGCAGUGCCAAAGUCGGUCUUUACCUUGGAUUCGGCAUCCUGAACUCCUGCGACACUCGACAACCCCGGCUUCGCGUCGCACACUUGAAUCCCGGCCGACCACCCCCAGAGAACAGCCAAGAUGCAGGCCCCAGUCGUGGUUAUGAAUACCGCCAGCGGCGAAAGGCAGACCGGAAGGAAAGCCCAGCUGUCCAACAUCCAUGCUGCGAAGACUGUCGCCGACAUUAUUCGAUCAUGCCUCGGUCCAAAGGCCAUGCUGAAGAUGCUUCUGGAUCCCAUGGGAGGUAUCGUGCUCACAAAUGACGGCCAUGCCAUCCUACGAGAGAUUGAGGUGUCCCACCCUGCCGCCAAGAGCAUGAUCGAGCUCAGCCGGACCCAGGACGAGGAGGUUGGCGACGGAACUACUACAGUCAUCAUUCUCGCUGGUGAGAUACUGGCACAGGCCAUGCCCCAGCUCGAACGGAACAUCCACCCUGUCGUCAUCAUCUCCGCCUUCAAGCGCGCCCUGUCCGACGCCCUCCAGAUCACCGAAGAGAUCUCCCUCCCGAUUGACAUCAACGAUGACAAGGCCAUGUACGGCCUCAUCUCCUCAUCCAUCGGCACCAAGUUCGUCUCGAGGUGGUCAGACCUCAUGUGCGGCCUUGCCCUCAAGGCUGUGCGGACAGUGUCAUGGGAGGUUGGCACCGGCAAGACAGAGGUUGAUACCAAGAGAUAUGCCCGUGUCGAGAAGGUGCCCGGCGGAGAGAUUGAGGACAGCAAGGUUCUGGACGGUGUUAUGCUCAACAAGGACAUCACACACCCCAAGAUGCGGAGGAAGAUCGAGAACCCCAGGAUCGUGCUGCUUGACUGCCCCCUGGAGUACAAGAAGGGCGAGUCGCAAACACAGAUCGAGAUCUCCAAGGAGGAAGACUGGGAACAAGUGCUGCGGAUCGAAGAGGAGCAGGUCAAGGCAAUGUGCGACGCGAUCCUGGCCGUCAAGCCCGAUCUUGUCAUCACUGAGAAGGGCGUGUCUGACCUGGCACAGCACUACUUCGUCAAGGCCAAUAUCACGGCCCUGCGUCGUGUGCGCAAGACGGACAACAACAGAAUCGCCCGUGCCACGGGCGCCACCAUCGUCAACCGGGUGGAAGACCUCCAAGAGUCUGACGUCGGCACCAAGUGUGGCCUCUUUGAGAUCGAGAAGAUUGGCGACGAGUACUUCUCCUUCCUCACCAAGUGCAAGGACCCCAAGGCCUGCACCGUUCUCCUCCGCGGCCCGUCCAAGGACGUCCUCAACGAGAUCGAGCGCAACCUCCAGGACGCCAUGGGUGUGGCGCGCAACGUCAUGUUCCACCCUCGCCUGUGUCCGGGUGGUGGUGCGACCGAGAUGGCCGUGUCAGUCAGGCUGAGCCAGAAGGCCAAGAGCAUCGAGGGUGUUCAGCAGUGGCCGUACAAGGCUGUGGCCGAUGCGCUCGAGGUCAUCCCCCGCACGCUGGUCCAGAACGCGGGCGCAAGCCCCGUGCGCGUGCUGACAGACCUCCGGGCCAAGCAUGCCGAGGGCAAGAGCUCCUGGGGUAUCAACGGCGACACGGGCAACCUGGCUGACAUGAAGGAGUACGGCGUGUGGGAGCCCCAGGCUAUCAAGCUGCAGAGUCUCAAGACGGCCAUCGAGGCCGCCUGCCUCCUGCUGCGCGUCGACGAUAUUUGCUCGGCCAAGAAGGCGCCACAAGGUGUCGGUACGGGCGGUGGCGAUGACUGAGCUUGCUGAGGAGGAAGUGUGAGAUUAGACCUGGCGCGCAUUAUAGUGAGUGGAGAUGAUGUACUGGCAAAAUCAUACCCUGUGUAUUAAACCCCCAUAGACAUUGGUCCAGGUAGAGGAAAAGACAUAAUUGCAAUCACCCCCUGGGCUGGAAUGCCUUGUCUCCCCCCAUGGAUUGCAAGGUGUGAAGUUGCUGUUGUAUGCGUAACCUGCGGUUACUUCGACCUUUUUGCUCAAUCGUCGUCGUCGUGGAUAACCAGCCCCGGAGCGCCGGCUGCCGCAGUCGCAGCGGAGCCGUCGCCCUUUGGAUCCGCGUUGCUGGCACCGUUCCCCGGCUUGCCGUUCUGGUCCUGGCCCCCCUCACCUCCCGUGGCCCCGUCCUGCCUCGGCUUGAGGCCGCCGCCGCCGCCGCCACCACCACCACUGGCAGCGGCACCAGGGCCGGAGCCCUUCUUCUGGCCGGCAGCCUUGGCCUUCUCCUUCCUAGCCUUCAUCUUCUCCCUCUUCUCGCGGUUGCGGCGCGUCUUCUCGUCGUCCUUGCGCUCUGCCUCGGACUUCUUCUCGGCGAACUCGCGGGCGUCCGUCUCGCGGCGGACCUCCUCGUCCAUGAUGCGCAGGCGCUCGUACUCGCGCCUGCGGGCGGCCUUGUAGACGUGGAACUCCCCCGAGCCGGCACCAGCCGAGGAGCCCUGGACGUUUGUGACGAUCUCCGGGGGCAGGGGCAGGCGCCGGGCCGGGUCCUGGCCGGCUCCCGAGGGGGGGACGCGGAUCUCCUGGUCCGGGCGGGCAAAGAGAGCCUCCAGCUGGCUGGCCUGAGCCGAGGCGGGGCUGAGGGCGCGUUUCUUGACGGGGCGCUUGGAGCGGGGGUCCGCGGAGGUGGGCAUCGAUUCGGGGCCUGUGCCUGACAUGGUUGCGGCGGGGGAGUAGAGGGUGGGCUGUUAUUGCUGCUGUUGUUGGCGGCGGUGGUGGUGGUUGUGUGGUCGGUCAGCAGGCUUGGUCUGCAGGGUGUUGAUCCAUACAGAGCUGGGUUGGGAUGCAAUGCGCGGUGCGAUGCAGUCGCAUACGCAGCUGCACCGUGUUGGGUCGCCGUGGGUGCGAUGGGCGGUCGUGGGUUGGAUGGGGUGGGCAGGUGACAAGAAGCAGAUGCAAGACGUGAGGGUCAGGUCAGGUCGGCCGUGAUGAGAGAGAAUUUGGGAGCCGCGGCGGGCGGCCGAAAUUGAACAAGCGCCUCGGCCCGUGCCUGGGAGGAAGCGUUACCGCUGGCUGGC